GAGACCUGACAAGAAGUGGAACAGGUUUGGACUAAUCUCAGCGCAAUGAAGCGGCCCGGCCCCUGCUGACAGACACUGACAGUCCUCGAGUGUUUAUGCUUUAUCUUUUUUUAUUUUAUUUUUAACGCCAUCUGUGGAGUUUUUACAUUUUAAAAUCAGAAACGAGAGAGAACUAGAGAGUGAGAGCAGGUAUGGCGCAACAGGCCGCAGCGUGACUGAUAAUAAGACUCCCAGUAUGAAGAAAGGUGUUGUAUGAGUUGGGACGAGCGGAGGACGAGGAAGUGAAGUUUGACUUACGGAGUAAUGGGCGAGUUUUGCUGUUCUAAGCUGAAGAGUAAAACAUCUUUCAGUAAUUUCUCUGGCUUUUGUGCGCAAAUCUGCCCUAAGCGGGAGACGCCGGUGGCGCUUUUGCGCGCAGGACUCCUGCUGAGCUUCCUCUGUCUGUGCGUCUGUUUGGACGACGAGUGCGUUCUGGGGAUAGUGGGACGCCCAGUGGCUCUGCCCUGCUUUAGCCACGAGUUACUCAACGCUGUGAAUGUUUCCAUUGAGUGGAGGAGAGGCGAUGAGGUGGUUCUCGCGUCGGUGUGGAACCAGGAUGGAAGCUUGGAGACAUGGAGCGUUAACAGCACCGCAGUCCCAGCCGAUGCUCCGCUGACUGGAAAUCUGUCUUUGAAGCUGCCAGAGGUUCGUCCCGUUGAAGACAAAAUAUUUUACAGCCUGUUCAUCGUUUCAGGGGAGAAUCAGAGCACCAGGCUGUGCACCGCAUGCCUCAGGACAGCAGCCAGUUUCAGCUCCCCACAGCUGCAGAGGGAAGAAGCAGUGCAGGGCGAUGAGAAAGUCUUCCUGUGUCACGCCACUGGAGGUUAUCCCGUACCUGCAGUCUACUGGCUCAUCAACAACACCAAGGAGCCCCCAGCAGGGUCGGUGAGGACCCAGAUGGCGUCACUCCCAGACCAUCUCUACAACGUCACCAGCCUCCUGACUGUCAAUAUUUCUGAUGACUUCAUCGUGUCCUGCAUCAUUGAUAACUACUCUAUGAACCAGACCAUGAUAUCAAGCUAUUCCUCAGAUGGAGUGGAGGGCAGCCCUGUGGUGAAUCGAGCAUCGUCGGCCAUGUGGGUGUUCGGCACGGCUCUGUGCGUGGUGGUCGGGGUCAUGGUGAUAGGUGGAGUGUUAUAUCAGCUCCACCUGGACAGGAUGAGUAAGACGGAGAAAGAACACAAACAACCAGAGAGAAGUAAGCAGAUCGCAGUGUGUUUGUUGUUUUAUGAGCACCCUUUGCCUUUACAGGGAUCAUGGAGAAGUUAUGGAGACUUGUUUCUGCCACUGAAAAACUAAUUUGACAUCCCAGAAGUCUCAGAUUAUCAAAAUUAACUCAAACUUCUAAGUUGAAACUUUGAGGUAAUAACUGGAAAUUCUGACUUAUGGAUGGUAAAAAAAAUGUUUUUAUCAUUGGUGGAAACGAGCCUCUAUAAGAAGCUGUGUCAGCUGCUUCAGUCUUUUCAUGUAAUCCCAAUCUGGCACAAUUAUCCAUUUCUGUACGACUCUGAAUAUUUGUGCACAUUUGUGUCAUGCCACAGAGGAAAUCUAUGCAUCCUUCAUAAUAUUGCAUGAUGGAUACAAACACGAUUAAAGUAGCGUUACUUAUGCAGACUGCUGUAACUAUACAAAGUGUGGUCAAGAAGUUCUGCGAGUCUGCCUUUAAAAACGCAGAAACCGUGCUCAGUUUAAAGCCUCAAUGUCUGCUCUCUGUGCACCUCAGGACUGCUCCCACACACUCGCCCCACAGAGCUCCUCCACCGUGCAUAAACAGAACCUGCACUGACCUACUAUUUGGUUAAUCGGGCAGGUGGUGAGCAUAGAACGUGUUGGUCUGGGCAGCCGACACACACCUGGCUUUUCACUGAUCUGCGAGCGGUGUGCGUGAGGUGACAUCACACAGAGCCGAGUGUAGAAAGUACCACCUGAAACAAAGUGUUUGGAGCGGUCAGAAAGUCUGAACUUUUGCCUCACAGGGAUUACUUGUACAUAUGCUGACCUCACUAUGUAAAACCUGGCCAUAUUUAAUAUAAGCAUUCACCAUUUUACAGUAUAUAUGACAAGAAAAAAGCAUAAUAGGUCCACUUUUAGUUAGAACUGUUAAUAUUGGUUCCAUCAAGAAAAUAUCAGAUAUUGUUGGGCGGCUGCUUCCUGUG
Archocentrus centrarchus (flier cichlid) is the source of this 2195-nucleotide messenger RNA. RefSeq names its product ICOS ligand-like. NCBI's taxonomy places the organism in Eukaryota, Metazoa, Chordata, Actinopteri, Cichliformes, Cichlidae. The transcript has 4 exons. Gene Ontology annotation, biological process: cell surface receptor signaling pathway; immune response; cellular response to lipopolysaccharide. Bases 304 to 1338 code for a protein of 344 amino acids. The record is from RefSeq and is a predicted model, not a curated record. Gene Ontology annotation, cellular component: external side of plasma membrane.